AUGUACCUGGUCACAGUGCUUGGGAACCUGCUCAUCAUCCUGGCUGUCAGCUCUGACUCCCACCUCCACACUCCCAUGUACUUCUUCCUCUGCAACCUGUCCUUGGCUGAUAUAUUUCUCAUCUCUACCACGGUUCCGAAGAUGAUUGUGGACAUCCUAACUCACAGCAGAGGCAUCUCCUUUGUGGGCUGCCUGACACAGAUGUCUCUUUUGACCCUUUCUGGAUGUAUGGAUGGUAUGCUUUUGACUGUGAUGGCCUAUGACUGUUUCGUGGCCAUCUGUCACCCCCUGCAUUACUCAGUCAUUAUGAACCCUCGCCUCUGUGCGCUCUUAGUUUUGGUGUCUUUUUUGUUUAGCCUUUUAGACUCCCAGCUGCACAAUUUGGUGGCCUUGCGAUCUACCCACUUCAAGGAUGUAGAAAUUUCCAAUUUCUUCUGUGACCCUUCUCAAGUUCUUAAUCUUGCCUGUUCUGACACUUUCACCAAUAACAUCAUAAAGUAUUUUGUUGGUGCCAUGUCUGAUUUUCUUCCCAUCUCUGUAAUUUUCUUCUCUUACUGUAAAAUCAUUUCUUCUAUUCUGAGAAUCCCAUCAACAGGUGGGAAGUACAAAGCCUUUUCCACCUGUGGAUCUCACCUGGCAGUUGUUUGCUUAUUUUAUGGAACAGGCAUUUGA
This is a messenger RNA of Sciurus carolinensis (gray squirrel), 672 nucleotides long. RefSeq names its product olfactory receptor 18-like. The coding region runs from base 1 to 672 and encodes 223 amino acids. Gene Ontology annotation, cellular component: membrane. Gene Ontology annotation, biological process: G protein-coupled receptor signaling pathway. NCBI's taxonomy places the organism in Eukaryota, Metazoa, Chordata, Mammalia, Rodentia, Sciuridae. The transcript has a single exon. The record is from RefSeq and is a predicted model, not a curated record. Gene Ontology annotation, molecular function: olfactory receptor activity; G protein-coupled receptor activity.